AUGAGAAAUAACUUUACGACUUAGUAACAGCGUCAAGUUCAAGAUAAAGAAUAAAACGGAAAUGUAAAAACAUAUAUAAGAUUCAGACCAAACAAUCAAGCAGAAUUAGAUCUAAAUAAAAACGGUUUAGGCCAAAAUAUAAUUGAAUUUAUUGGAGUUUAAACUGUUAAACUUAUAAAUGACACAAUUACAUAUACAGUAGACAAAGUGUUUUAAUAAGAUUGCACUUAAGAAUAAAUAUAUGAAGAAAUCGCUGUAGGAGUUGUAAAUGACGUUCUAAUAGGUUAUAAUGGUACCAUUUUUGCUUAUGGGGUUUCCGGAAGUGGAAAAUCACAUACAAUGUUUGGAAAUUUAGAUAAUUAAUAAUAAUAAGGAAUUAUUCCAAGAAUGUGCGAUUAACUUUUUGAUCAUGUAAAUAAUGAAGAGAACUCAGACAUAGAAUAUACUAUUAAGUGUUCUAUGUUAGAAAUUUACAAAGAAAAUCUACAUGAUAGUUUAAAUAUGUAAUAAGAUGAAAAAAUAGAGCUUAAAAUUAAAGAGCAUCCUUAAAAAGGAAUUAUUGUUUAAGGGCUUAUUUAAAGAUAAGUAGGAGAUGAAAAUGAACUUAUUGAUUUAAUUGAUUUCGGUUAUAGUAAUAGAUAAACCAGAGCUACUAAAUUAAAUGAAUAUAGUUCAAGAUCUCAUACUAUAUUUAUGGUUUAAAUCACUUAAAAAUUAGCAAGCGGAGCUGAAAAAAAUGGAAAACUAAAUUUAAUUGAUUUAGCUGGAUGUGAAAAGGUAUCCAAAAGUGGAGCUGUAGGAGAAGGUUUGGAAGAAGCAAUAAAAAUAAAUGUUUCAUUAACAUGUUUAGGAAAAGUCAUACAUGCUUUAACAACAGGACAAGAUCAUAUACCUUAUAGAGACUCUAAACUUACACGAAUUUUACAAGAAUCUCUAGGAGGAAAUUAUAAGACUUCAUUAAUAGUUACUUGCUCGUUAAAUUCAAAAUUUACUGAUGAUACUAUAUCUUCAUUGAAAUUUGCAACAAGGGCAAAAACAAUAAAAAAUAAUUUCAAAGUUAAUUUCUCACAUUCAGCAGAUUCAUUAAAAUAAACAAUUGAAUUAUUAAAAUAAGAAAUGCUCUAAUAUAAAAGCAUGUAUAAUAACUUUAGAUAAGCAAUUGUACAUGCAAGAGAAGAACUUGAUCAAGUUCCUCCUUAUGCUAAUUGUAAUUAGGUUAUUGAAAUGAAAAGAGAUUUUGAUACAUUACUUGAAUUAUAAGGAAAUUAAUAUGGAUUUUCAAAUAAUUUAACUUAAAAUCAAUUAAAUCCAGCAGGUAUAUAUAAUAAUAAUUAAAUAAAUACAUAUUAACUAGGUGAUUUUAAUAUGUAGGAAAUGUUUAAUUUUGGAUAUAGUAGUGAUUUAUAUUAAGCAAAGUUUAAAUCUAAAGAUGAAUAAAUUAAUAAUUAAAAAUAAAAUAUUUAGGAAUUAGAAGAUAAAAACAAAUAAUUAAAAAUAGAAAUUUUAUCAUUAAAAAAAAACAAUAUUAAUAUACAAAAUUAAUUGAAUGAAAUAAUGAGCGAAAAAAAUAUGAUUUAAGUUUAAUAUUCUAAAGAGAUUUCCAAAAAUAGUUUUAAUAAAUUUUAAUUGGAAAUUUUAUAAAAAUAAAUAUAAAAACUUAUCGAAUAGAUUUGCAAAUUAGAAAAAUAAAAUACCGAAUUUCUUAACGAAAAAAAAUAAAUUUAUGAAAAAAAAAUUGAUGACUUAUUGAAAAAUAAGCUUACUUUUGCUGAAAUUAAACUUGGAGAUUAUUUUAAAAAUAACUUUAAUUUUAAUUUUUAAAUAAAUGAGGACCCAAAUUUAAUAUAAAAAAUUAAAAAAAUGAGUUUAGAUGCAAUCGAUGAUAAUAUUUUAGCAGAAAUAUCUUAAACUUCAUCUUCAGAUUCAGACUCAUCUUCAGAUAGUUAGACAAAUCCAAAUGAUAUUUCAACCUCGCAUAUAAUGAACUAAAAUCUUUUAAGGACUAUAAGUGCAUUGGAAUGGAAAUAAAUAAUAGAUUAUGGAAAAACUUAAUUAAAAAAUAAUGUAAUUAGAAUUUAAACAAAACAUAUUAAAUGCCUUGAAAAAGUUAUUGAUGAAUGCACUCAAAACAGUAAAGAUUUAAGAAUUAAAAUAGAAGAUGUUGUAUUAGAUAUGGAUAUAUUAUAGAAUUAAUAAAAAAAUUAAUCAGCAUUAAGUAAAUCUAAAGUAAGAAUAAAUGUGCCUUUAAUCUCCUAGAGAAUAGUUGAGCAUACAGAAUAAGGUGGAUUAAGUAAAUUUGGAUAAAGAAAAAGUAUAAUGAUUAGUAAUAAAUUUAAGUAUGGAGCAAAAGAAGAUUGUUUAGAUGAAAAUUUAAUUGAAUAAUUUAAAUAAU
Ichthyophthirius multifiliis is the source of this 2392-nucleotide messenger RNA. RefSeq names its product kinesin motor domain protein. The record is from RefSeq and is a predicted model, not a curated record. Gene Ontology annotation, molecular function: plus-end-directed microtubule motor activity; microtubule binding; ATP hydrolysis activity. The transcript has 10 exons. NCBI's taxonomy places the organism in Eukaryota, Ciliophora, Oligohymenophorea, Hymenostomatida. Gene Ontology annotation, cellular component: microtubule; kinesin complex. Gene Ontology annotation, biological process: microtubule-based movement; cytoskeleton-dependent intracellular transport. The annotation marks the transcript as partial.